AUGGCCACCUCCACCAUGUCUGUCUGCUCUGACGCAUGCACCAACUCCUCCUGGCAGGUGGACGACUGCCCAGAGAGCUGCUGUGAGCCUAGCUGCUGUGCCCCCAGCUGCUGCCAGCCCAGCUGCUGCCAGCCCAGCUGCUGCGAGCCCAGCUGCUGUGCCCCCAGCUGCUGCCAGCCCAGCUGCUGUGCCCCCAGCUGCUGCCAGCCCAGCUGCUGUGCCCCCAGCUGCUGCCAGCCGAGCUGCUGUGUGCCCAGCUGCUGCCAGUCCAGCUCCUGUGCCCCAAGCUGCUGUGCUCCAUCCUCCUGCCUGACCCUUAUCUGCACCCCAGUGAGCUGUGUGCCCAGCCCCUGCUGCCAAUCUGCUUGCAGCAGCUGCUGCACACCCUCAUGCUGCCAACACUCUAGCUGCCAACCAGCUUGCUGCACCUGCUCCCCCUGCCAGCCAUCCUGCUCUAUGACCCUUUGCUGCAAGCCUGUCUGCUGCACACCCAUCUGUUCUGGAUCCUCCCCAUGCUGCCAGCAGUCUAGCUGCCAGCCCUCAUGCUGUCAAUCCUCCUGCUGUGUGCCUGUCUGUUGCAAGCCUGUCUGCUGCACACCCAUCUGUUCUGGAUCCCCAUGCUGCCAGCAGUCUAGCUGCCAGCCCUCAUGCUGUCAAUCCUCCUGCUGUGUGCCUGUCUGCUGCAAGCCUGUCUGCUGCAAGCCCUGCUCCAGCAUGUCCCUGCUCUGCCGCCCUGUGUGCAGACCUGCCUGCUGUCUGCCCACCUCCUCCUGCUGUGCCUCUUCUUGCCAGCCCAGCUGCUGCAAGGCCUGCUCCAGCAUGUCCCUGCUCUGCCGCCCUGCCUGCUCCCGCCAGGCCUGCUGUGGUCUCUGCUCGGGCCAGAAGUCCAGCUGCUGCUGA
This is a messenger RNA of Onychomys torridus (southern grasshopper mouse), 900 nucleotides long. RefSeq names its product keratin-associated protein 10-2-like. The record is from RefSeq and is a predicted model, not a curated record. NCBI's taxonomy places the organism in Eukaryota, Metazoa, Chordata, Mammalia, Rodentia, Cricetidae. The coding region runs from base 1 to 900 and encodes 299 amino acids. Gene Ontology annotation, cellular component: keratin filament. The transcript has a single exon.